GAGCCUGAGUUUGAGAGAAUGCCAGAAAAAUAUGAUAAGCAUUUCAAUUUUCACACUCUUUAAGCUUUUUUGAAUAUUAGCUUUCAUGUAGUGUGUAAUAUCUGUUUGUAAAUGUUAAAGAUCUACAAAGUCUUAAAGAUCAAAGUGCACAACAAAUAAAGUUAAUGUCUCUUAAAAGUAAGAAUCGAUUCUGAACUGAAGUUGGCAGCAAUUCAGUCUCACUUCCUGUUAUGUAACAAUGUAACAAAUUUGCAUAAUGCCAGCCUAUGGUCUUCAUUGGCUGCCUGAAGAUUUUGAUUCAUGUUGUUGACAUGUCGAGAAGACGCUGUUUUCAGCGCUAAAAAAUUCACUUUGCAUGCACUUCAAUAGGAUGAGGACUCAUGCUGGAAUUGAUACGUACUAACGUCAACCGUUGGACGUUGUACUUGGGAAGAGAAACCCAGAGCACAUCUGUUGCCAACGCAAAUGAAGUGAUAGUUGGUAUUCAGUCCAUCAUCGUCCAUCCAAAGUACAACGACACCCUUCUCAAUAAUGACAUCUCCCUGAUGAAACUGAGUCAACCUGUGAACUUCACUCAAUACAUUCGUCCGGUCUGCCUGGCAUCCAAAGGGAGUGUCUUUCACAACGCCACAACCUGCUGGGCUAAAAUCGGCAAAAAACCCAUGGAGUUGUCAGUGAUCUUGCUCAGCUUUAUAGCCAUGUUGAGUGUGGAGGGCUCAAAUGCACAGACAUACGAUUGUGGGGUAGCUCCUCUAAAUACACGUAUAGUGGGCGGCACGGAUGCCCCUGCAGGUAACUGGCCCUGGCAGGUCAGUGUACAUUACAACGGCGGACAUAUCUGUGGGGGAACCCUGAUCCACAGCCAAUGGGUGAUGACGGCUGCUCACUGCAUAAUUUCUACUAACGUCAACCGUUGGACAUUGUACUUGGGAAGAGAAACCCAGAGCACAUCUGUUGCCAACGCAAAUGAAGUAAGAGUUGGUAUUCAGUCCAUCAUCGUCCAUCCAAAGUACAACAACACCCUUUACAAUAAUGACAUCUCCCUGAUGAAACUGAGUCAACCUGUGAACUUCACUCAAUACAUUCGUCCGGUCUGCCUGGCAUCCAAAGGGAGUGUCUUUCACAACGCCACAACCUGCUGGGCUACAGGUUGGGGAAACAUUGGCAAAGACUUGUCUUUGCCGGCCCCCCAGAAACUUCAGGAGGUGGAAAUUCCAGUUGUAGGCAACUCACAAUGUAGCUGCCAGUAUAAGCCAAUAGGUGAUGCUACAAUCACACCACAGAUGAUUUGUGCUGGGAGAGCAGGCAAAGGGAUCUGCCAGGGAGAUUCUGGAGGUCCAUUACAGUGCAAACAGGGUUCUGUGUGGGUCCAGGCUGGGAUCACGAGUUUUGGGACGUCUUUAGCCUGUGCCAGAGAAGGGUUCCCAGAGGUGUAUUCACGUGUUUCUGAGUUCAACACUUGGGUCACGGAGAACGUGGAGGGAGCCACCAUUGGCUUUGUGACCUUUUCAUCCAACGGCACAGACGGCAGCUUUACAUGCUCUAGCUCAGCCACACUUCACUUCUCAUUCUACUCUAGUUUUAUCAUUCUCUUCACUACACUCAUCUCAAACUUCCUCACACUCAUAGUCACUUAAAAUUGACUCACACACACAUGCAAUUCUGAGCUAACAAGUUAAGGGGAAAAUGAAUGUAUGACAGAGAAAAUAUACAGUGGAAUUAAAACAUUUAAAGCUC
Molecule: messenger RNA, 1737 nt
Organism: Megalobrama amblycephala (Wuchang bream)
Lineage: Eukaryota; Metazoa; Chordata; Actinopteri; Cypriniformes; Xenocyprididae
Exons: 8
Coding region: 381-1637 (418 amino acids)
Biological process (GO): proteolysis
Molecular function (GO): serine-type endopeptidase activity
Source: RefSeq, a predicted model, not a curated record